This is a messenger RNA of Closterium sp. Yama58-4, 4119 nucleotides long. NCBI's taxonomy places the organism in Eukaryota, Viridiplantae, Streptophyta, Zygnematophyceae, Desmidiales, Closteriaceae. The record is from the annotation of a GenBank genome assembly.
AUGUGGUGGUACACGCCUGCACCGCCCUCAACUGCCUCGCUCCUCGCCCUGCCGCCACACCCCCUCUCCCACCCUCUCCGCCACGCCCCCAUUCCCGCCCUCCCCUCUUCCCUCCUCGCACCCCCUCCCACCGCGCUCCCCGCUUCCCCCCCAUCCGCCUCGCCCCUCGCCCUGCCGCUCGCCACCCUCACUGCGCCCCUGCUCGCCUCACUGCACCCCUGCUCGCCUCACUGCGCCCCUGCUCGCCUCACUGCACCCCUGCUCGCCUCACUGCGCCCCUGCUCGCCUCACUGCACCCCUGCUCGCCUCACUGCGCCCCUGCUCGCCUCACUGCGCCCCUGCUCGCCUCACUGCGCCCCUGCUCGCCUCACUGCGCACCUGCUCGCCUCACUGCGCCCCUGCUCGCCUCACUGCGCCCCUGCUCGCCUCACUGCGCCCCUGCUCGCCUCACUGCGCCCCUGCUCGCCUCACUGCGCCCCUGCUCGCCUCACUGCGCCCCUGCUCGCCUCACUGCGCCCCUGCUCGCCUCACUGCGCCCCUGCUCGCCUCACUGCGCCCCUGCUCGCCUCACUGCGCCCCUGCUCGCCUCACUGCGCCCCUGCUCGCCUCACUGCGCCCCUGCUCGCCUCACUGUGGCGCCUCCAUCUCUCGCCCUCCUCCGCUGCCCCGACCACCAAUGGUGGGGAGGUUAGGAAGGGCGGCAAGGGUAGGGGUGGUGGAGAGGGGAGGAGGGCGGGAAUUGUGGGGCGGGUAGCGGAGUGGCUGUGGGGGCCAGCAGAUGUGGUGGUUGGGAGGGGCGUGGAAAGGGGAGCGGUGGUGGGGGCGGGGGAAAGGGAAGGUGACGUGGGCGGGACAAGGAUUAUGCACUCUCACACUGCAGCUGCUUCAAGUGGAAGGGAGGUGUGUGGAGGAGUGGCAGGAGCGGAUGGAGGUGUAAGGGCGCACAGCACGUGCAGCAGCACACCCACGACCAGCACCAGGUACGGCAGCAACACCUGCAGCAGCGGCGGCCGCGGCGGCGGCUGCGAGCCAAGUGCCCCGUGGCAGGGCAGGCAGGCAGCAGCAGUGGCAGCGGUGGUGCAUGUGCUGGUGCUGCUGGUGAAGCGGUGGCCGGCAGGUGGCAGGGAGGUGAAACGGGAGCUGCGCUACCCGGCACACCUGUCAGGCGCCAGGGGACGCCUGGUGCAGUUGGUGGCCAUGGCCCUACCGCUGCCACAUGGGGCGCACGUGGAUGGUGGUGCUUCUGCUGUUUCAGAAGCAGCUUUGAGCCUUCUCACUGCCAUGGGUGAGUGGGCCAUGCGACUGCUUCCCAUUCUUAAGCUCUCUUUAUGUGUUUCCAGUCAUGCACAAGCCAAUUCUUACCAAUUUUCUCUCCCCCCCUGUGUCCUCUUCAUACCCCAUCACACGUCAUGUGUGCAGAGCCACCCAUCGUUUGCUGCUGCCACUCAAUGCACUUGGCCCGCCACCACUACCGCGCCAUCGCCCCUCACCCCCCUCCUCACCUUCUCUCUGCAAGCAGCCCUCACACCGCUCCCCCUGAACCCCUGCCACUGCCCCCACCCGCCCUCCCUCCGCCUCAUCUCAUCCUCCUCCUCGCCUGCCAGCUCAGCAGCCAGCCACGUGGCAGCAUCUGCCUGGCGCACUGCAGCGAGCCUCCUGCGCUGGCCGGGUGGCCAUCAUGACCCGGACGUACUGCGGGCGGCAGGCUUGUCCGCAUCUGUGUUGAUGCGUGCACUGGUGGGCGGCGGGGUGGAUGUAGAGUCAGGAUGCGGCCGGAACAGCAGCGAGGAUCAGAUGGGCAGUGGGGGAGUUGAUGGCAGGACGGGUGGGCGGGAGGAGGAGGGGGGAGGGUCACAAGCUAUCAUGGCGGCAGCGUGGGAGGCAGUGAGGUGGAUGGCAGCAUUCUGCCACGUGGCAGUGUGUGACUCAGAGGGAGGUGUGACUCUAGUGAGGGCGAAGGAGGCAGGAAGCAGGGCGUGUGGGAAGGCAGGCGAGAGCAGGGAGAGCAGGGGAGGGGUGGGUGGUGGGGGCGGAAAAGGGGAAGAAGGUGGAAGGAGCGGGGGGGGAGCGGAUGAACAUGCAGGCAUGAAGGCGGUAGCAGCAUUGGCAUGCCUGGGCGGGCUGGCAGCAGCAGCCGUGCGCCAGGCUGCCCUCGCCUGCCGCCUCUGCUCGCGCUCCGCCCCUCGUCACUCCUCUGCACCAUUUCUCACCGCUGACAUGCCAGUACAGGAGUUGGAAGCUGCGACGAAGCUGCUAGUGGUGGCAGCGCUGGCGUGUGACGGGCGGGGAGGGGAGGCAGUGCGGGCGGAGGGGGGCGUGGAGGCCGUGGGACUGGUGGUGGCGGCACGCGUAGCCCUGUGGACCAAGGGGGGCGCAGGGGAGGAGGGGGAGGGGCAGGCCAGCGGGAAAGAGAGUGCUGACGUCAUGCUGUUGGCUUAUGAGUGGCCGGACAUACCACACGCGUCAUACUGUGCUGACGUCACAGCAUGGCAAGGUGCUGACAUCAUUCUGUUGUCAGCCCUGACAGCUCUGCUGGCCGUCCUGCACCCCGCAAAGCCGUUACCAUCCCACCUGCCUCUCUCACAGCCACUCUCACCCGGCCCGCCUUGCGUGCUCUUCCCUGAAAACCUCAUCCCCGCCCUCACUCGUCUCCUCCAUCCCGCAUCGCCUGCUGGCUUGCGCUGCCUCGCUGCCCGCUGCCUCUCGCUCUGCUGCUCCCUGCCCCGCCCUCCCCCACCCUCCGCUGCAAUGCCUGCUGCUGCCAAACAACCCUCUCACCAGCAGCCCUCUCACCAGCAGCCCUCUCACCAGCAGCCCUCUCACCAGCAGCCCUCUCACCAGCCGCCCUCUCACCAGCAGCCCGGCACACACAGUGAGCCACCCCCACUAGGAGUGCCCUCUGCUGUGGGUCGUGACCUCCGCGCUGCCGUCACCUGCCUCUCCCCUUCCUCCUCCCCAGCCUCUUCCCCGCGUGCCGCCUCACACACUCACUUCACUCCGCUCACACCCUCCCCUGCAACCCCCAAUGCCCACGUUGUCUUCCUCCUCACGCACCCCUCUGCACCCACCUCCACCGCUGCCGCCGCCUCCCCACUGCGAGUAGUGGCGCACGCGGCAAUCAUCGCUGCCCGCUGCCCCGCCCUCGUCACGCCCCUCCCCCUCCGCCUGCCCGCCUCCCUCCGCCUGCCCGCCUCCCCCCGCCUGCCCGCCUCUCCCCGCCUGCUCUGCCUCGCUGCUUGCUGCCUCUCCCUCUGCCGCUCCCUCCCCUGCCCCCGCCUGCACUCCACUGUGCUGCCUGCUGCCGCACAGCAGCCCUCUCACCAGCCGCCCACCACAGUCAGUGAGCCCCCUCCACUAGGAGUGCCCUCUGCUGUGGGCCGUGAUAUCCGCUGUGCCCUCUCCUGCCUCUCGCCUCCCUCCUCAUCCUCCUCCGCCUCCUCCCCCACUCAUGCCUCAAACACUCACUUCAUCCCGCUCACACCCUCCCCUGCAAGCCCCAAGGCGCACGUGGCAUUCCUCCUCACGCACCCCUCUGCGCCCACCUCCACCGCUGCCGCCUCCCCACUGCGAGUGGUGGCGCACGCGGCAAUCAUGGCUGCCCGCUGCCCCGCCCUCGUCUCGCCCCUCACCUCCCCCUCCGCCCCUGCCCGCCUCUCCCCGCCUGCCCCCCCUCAUAGCACCCCCUCUCUUCUCGAUAAGGGAAAGGACGAGGGGGUGAAUGGGCAAGGGAUGGCAAGGGGGGGAGGGGAGGGGGCGGAGGGAGAGGAGGGGACGGUGAGGGAGGUGCGGCUGGGGAAGGGUGUGAGUGCUGAGACGUUUAGUCAGCUCUUGGAGUACAUAUACACGGGGCAGGUGUCGCUCUCUCAUUGGCCGUCAAAGGAUCUGCUGCAGCUGGCUAAGAAGUGCCGGUUGGAUGGGCUCGUUGCACUCCUUCGCUGUGAUUGGCCGAUCUGGGGCCGUGAUGAUGCAUUGGGUUGUGAUCUGACGUCAGCACUUGGUCCUGCUGGACCGCCUUGGAGCGACAUUGUCCUCUGUGCCAUGCGCACGCCACGCUCCCCUCUCCCCCGCGCUCCAACCGCCUGCAAGCCCCAGCAGCCAUGGGGAAGAGGUGCAGCAUGA